CACCAUCUUUUCUCAGUCAUAUCAGUCACUACACGCACGAGUGAGUACACGAUCGUAGCCAAACCACAUUAUCAUGGAGAACUACUGCGAAAGCAUCGACUACUAUCAGAAGCCUUCCCAUCCUCCCAACAAGCCAACGACCAUGGACGAAGACAAGGACGACAACAAUGACACGGGCAAGGGCAAGGCCGUCCUGGGCGCCGGUCCUUACCACCACCACCACCAUGCUACCGCCGCUGACCAGCAGGAACCCGAAAGCCAGGAGGAGUUCUUCAGCGACUCCGAGUCGGGCUCCGAGUCCAUCGAGAUCGCUGACCUCAAGAAGCGCAUGUGGAAGGACCAGCUGCUGCUCAUGAAGCUCGAGGGCCGCUCGGGCCGCGACCGCGAGGCCCAGCUCCCGCUCCAUCUCCAUCCCUUUGCUGACGACCACCCGGCGACGGCGUCUGCCCUGCUCCAGCAGGCCAAGGACCACCAGGAGUCGCCCGAGAGCCGGUACCGGCGCAAGGCGAUGCUCCGGGCGCAGGACGGCGUCAUCCGGCACAUGCUGAAGAUGAUGGAGGCGUGCAACGCGCGCGGGUUCGUGUAUGGCGUGGUGAACGAGUCCGGCGUGCCCGUGUCCGGCUCCUCCGACAGCCUCCGCGGCUGGUGGAAGGACGAGGUGGGGUUCGAGCGGGCGGGCCCGCUGGCGCUGUCCGUGGCCGCCGCCGCCGGCCUGGACGACCCCGGGAGCCCGAUGGCGGCGUCCUUCCUGCACGGCCUCCACGACAUCCAGGACAGCACGCUGGGGUCCCUGCUGUCGGCGCUCAUCCAGCACUGCGAGCCCCCGCAGCGGAGCUUCCCGCUGGACCGCGGCCUGGCGCCGCCGUGGUGGCCCACGGGGCGGGAGGCCUGGUGGGGCACGCAGGGCGAGGCGCAGGCGCACCAGGGCCCGCCGCCGUACCGCAAGCCCCACGACCUCAAGAAGGCCUGGAAGAUCUCGCUGCUCAGCGCCGUGAUCAAGCACCUCAGCCCGCGCUUCGACCAGAUGCGCAAGCUCGUCUGGCAGUCCAAGCGGCUGCAGCACAAGAUGAGCGCCAGGGACGCCGACACCUGGUCCAAGGUCAUCACCCAGGAGGAGGCGCUGGACCGCCACGCGCAGCGCGCGCUGCAGAUCACACCGCUCGAGGAGGAAGAGGACGACGACGGUGGCCCCGACACCGACGCCGGUGGCGAUUCUCCGAUGGCGGCAGCGCACGUCGAGAAGCGCAAGCGCAAGGUCGGCGGCCCCGGGCACACGGGCAGUAGCGGCGUCGACGUCGGCAAGGAGUUGCUGCCGCUUCCGGACAUAGAUUGCGUGCCCUACGCCGACCGCAGCUCGAUCGAGGAGCUCAUGAAGCUCUAUUACCGCUGCCUGCAGGGGACCGAUGAUGGCGAGCACGAGGCGAAAGACGCGGUGGCAGUCCGAGACGGAGGGCAGCAUAAUAGCAGUAUCGCCGUCGCUGAGACCACACAGCCUCCGCCGGUGGCGCACGAUAGCAUGCUCCAAGGUUUACAGCGCGGCGGGACCACGCUGCCCGACGGGUCGGCGGUGCACGACGAUGACAUGCUCAGCAGUCUUCUGGGAAUCGCUGAUGUCGUGGACAUGACUGACUUCCCAAACAGUCCGAUUUGGCAGUGGGGGGUUUACGACUGAUGAUUAUAGAGCGGUGACUGGUGAGUCGGUUAGCAACUACUCCAGGUAUUAGAUUCGUACAAGUCUAGCUACAGCAAGUGUUGUGCUAUGUUGAUUAUUUUAUGCCUGUUUUAAUUAUUACCUCCAACAAAUAAGUCGGAUCUGUAUAUUACCGUGCUCUCUGUAAGAAUCGACUAAAAUCACUCCACCAGAAACUUUAAAACAUUGGAACUGAAGAACC
Messenger RNA from Zea mays, 1892 nucleotides. RefSeq names its product ETHYLENE INSENSITIVE 3-like 5 protein. Gene Ontology annotation, cellular component: nucleus. The record is from RefSeq and is marked provisional. Bases 74 to 1672 code for a protein of 532 amino acids. Gene Ontology annotation, molecular function: DNA-binding transcription factor activity; DNA binding. Lineage: Eukaryota; Viridiplantae; Streptophyta; Magnoliopsida; Poales; Poaceae. The transcript has a single exon.